AUGGCAUCGAACGGGCCAUUACAGAGCCAAGCUGCUCCCUCCUCCAUACCGAACCUCAAAGACCGUCUACCCAAACUCGAGCCUCGCAAGCGGCGCGCGCCACCCUCGAACCCUACGCCCGUCCCCGCGACGCCUGCCCUGCCCGAGCAGCUGCAAGAUAUACCAAGCUGGACCUUUUCGGUGCCCUCGCGCCGCAUCCUCUCCAAGCGGGACCAUGAGCUCUUCCUGGCCUCGCCCGCCUACAGCACCAUUGUCGGCUGGGUGUUUGGCCUCGCCGAGGCCGUCGUCGACACGCCCUGCUCCGCCGCCGCCGUCGACGACGCCGCCCUCAGCGAGCCCGUCCGGACGCUGCUGCGCAUCCUCGACGAGGUCGAGUCCCUCAUGAAGCUCUCACCGCCCAACGAGCAAGGGGGCUCGCGCUUCGGCAACAAGGCCUUCCGGGGCUUCCUCGACCUCGUCCGCGCGCGCACCGACGGGUGGCACAGCCAGCUCGGCCUCGACAACGGCAACAGCCCCCCGACCGCCGCCGCCGAGGCGUCCGCCUACCUGACCGAGUCUUUUGGCAACCGCAGCCGCAUCGACUACGGCUCUGGCCACGAGCUCAACUUUGCCAUCUGGCUGCUGUGCCUGUACCGCCUGCGCGUCGUGCAGCGCGCCGACCUCCCCGCGCUCGUGCUUCGCGUCUUUGCGCGCUACCUCGAGGUCAUGCGCGCCGUGCAGAUGCUCUACUACCUCGAGCCCGCCGGCUCCCACGGCGUCUGGGGCCUCGACGACUACCAGUUCCUGCCCUUCCUCCUCGGCGCCGCCCAGCUCCUCCACCACCCCUACAUCACCCCGCGCGCUAUCCAUCAGGACCUCACCCUCGAGGAGGCCGGCCGCGACUACCUCUACCUCGGCCAGGUCGCCUUUGUCAACAGCACCAAGACGGUCAAGGGCCUGCGCUGGCACAGCCCCAUGCUCGACGACAUCUCCUCGGCCCGGUCCUGGGAGAAGAUUGACGGCGGCAUGCGCCGCAUGUUUGUCGCCGAGAUCCUCGGCAAGCUCCCCGUCAUGCAGCACUUCAUGUUUGGCUCCAUGGUCCCGGCGGCAGAGGGCAUGAGCGAGGAGGAGGGGGAUUCAGAGGCGGCGGCUGGUGGACAUGAUGGCGAGGAGGAAGGGCACGAGGGCCAUAGUCAUGAUGGCAAGGGCUGGGAUGACUGCUGCGGCAUCAAGGUGCCGAGUAGCAUUGCGGCGGCGCAGGAAAUAAAGAAGAUGGGAGGUGGUGAUUCGCUACGUAGGAUUCCAUUCGACUAA
Messenger RNA from Akanthomyces muscarius, 1293 nucleotides. RefSeq lists its product as uncharacterized. The coding region runs from base 1 to 1293 and encodes 430 amino acids. The transcript has a single exon. Gene Ontology annotation, biological process: mitotic spindle organization. Gene Ontology annotation, molecular function: peptidyl-prolyl cis-trans isomerase activity; protein tyrosine phosphatase activator activity. The record is from RefSeq and is a predicted model, not a curated record. Lineage: Eukaryota; Fungi; Ascomycota; Sordariomycetes; Hypocreales; Cordycipitaceae. Gene Ontology annotation, cellular component: cytoplasm; nucleus; protein phosphatase type 2A complex.